Odocoileus virginianus texanus is the source of this 3702-nucleotide messenger RNA. It is a transcript of the gene EXTL2, whose product is annotated as exostosin like glycosyltransferase 2. Gene Ontology annotation, molecular function: glycosyltransferase activity. Lineage: Eukaryota; Metazoa; Chordata; Mammalia; Artiodactyla; Cervidae. Gene Ontology annotation, cellular component: membrane. The record is from RefSeq and is a predicted model, not a curated record.
ACGAGGGCGGAGUAGCGAGUUUUACAGUGGCCAAAGAGAGGUGGCAUCCUGAAGGUGGCCUAAAGGGCCGACUUGGAAUGAAGUCCCGCCACCUGUACUCAGGAAGAAAAUCCUGAGGUGGCCACCCACGGAUUGGGCUGGCCGGAAGGUUGAGAGCCCGCUCAGGUCCACUCCGACUACCUAUCACUGCUGUUCCCGGAUGCGCUGGCAUCCUGCGCCUGCCCUUUCGCCAUUGCCCGUAUCUAUUAGCAUCAAAUCCCGGUUUGUUCGGUAGCAGUGCUUAAGAAUCCAGUCAGCAGGAAGCGCAAAUGAUAGGAAGCGCAAAUGAUGAUGGUUUUGCUGGGUGAACUCUAUGGGUACCCAAAUCCUAGUAAUCCACCCAGCCCCGCGCCCCCAAACAGCGCCUGACCUUUCUGUACGUCACGCAGGAGGCAAAUACCUUCCGAGAGAAUGUUAAAUGUUUAUAAAAGAGCUCUUUUUGAAAGGAGUGCCUACGAGACCGUGUUGAAAUUGAGAUUUGGUUAAGCCAUUGACUGAUUCCCCGACCAUCUCAAUCCGUUGUUAACCCCAAACUCGAGUUCGUACACGUCCCCUUUACUUCCAGGUCAUCCCAGAGGCCAGAGCCGCGACUCUUGUCCAUUUCAGGGAAGCGCAAGGAAAAUUGACUCGCUGGUGGGACACGAGGGCUUGCGGAGCGCGGAGAAGCGAGCCUGCGGACCAGUCCUGGGCCCUACGGUCGCCGGAACUCCUCUUCGGUGUCUUUCUGGGAAGCUGUUUGGCGUUUCAUCCAGGUUAUCAAUCCAGCGAAUGACGCCGGGUGAAUGCAAACUGCUGGGUUUGGAGAAAAAGCAAAAAAUGAGCAAGCGAGACGCUCCUUGCGUUUUAUGAUAACCAAGCUUCAAGCAAAUAAAUUGCCUAGGUCUCACUGCAGUCUUUUCUGCACGAGAGUGCCAAGAGAUCCUGUUCCUAUCAAUUACUGAAGCCAUAGGAAAAAUUUUUCAAAAAUUAAAACUUUACCAUAAUGAGGUCCCCAGCAGCCACCCUUCUGCUUUUCUGUUUCUUUGAAUUUGACUAUUCUAGAUUUAUCAUGUGUUGCCACAUCUGCAAGCUCCCAGGAAGAGUGAUGGGAAUUCGCCUGCUUCGUCUGUCUUUGGUGGUCAUCCUUGUGUUACUGCUGGUAGCUGGGGCUUUAACCACUUUACUCCCUAAUAUCAAAGAAGACAAGAUGCUCACUUUGCGUAGGGAAAUAAAAUCUCAGGGCAAGCCCACCCAGGAUUCCUUUACUCUCAUAAUGCAGACGUACAACAGAACAGAUCUCUUAUUGAGACUUUUAAAUCAUUAUCAGGCAGUGCCAUAUCUGCACAAAGUGAUUGUGGUAUGGAACAAUGUUGGGGAGAAGGGACCAGAGGAGUUAUGGAACUCCCUAGGGCCUCACCCUGUCCCCGUGAACUUCAAAGCACAGACCACAAACAGGAUGAGAAAUCGGCUCCAGGUCUUUCCUGAACUGGAAACCAAAGCGGUGUUAAUGGUAGAUGAUGACUUGCUAAUUAGCGCCCAGGACCUUGUUUUCGCUUUUUCUGUGUGGCAGCAAUUUCCUGAUCAAAUUGUAGGAUUUGUUCCCAGAAAGCAUGUGUCUACCUCCUCUGGUAUCUACAGCUAUGGAGGUUUUGAACUGCAGACACCAGCGUUUGGAAAUGGUGAUCGUUACUCCCUGGUCCUGAUUGGAGCCUCGUUCUUCCACAGCAAAUACCUGGAACUCUUUCAGAGGCAGCCUGCAGCCGUCCAUGCUUUGUUAGAUGAGACACAGAACUGUGAUGACAUUGCCAUGAAUUUUAUCAUCGCCAAGCACACUGGGAAGACUUCAGGGGUAUUUGUGAAACCUGUAAACAUAGCCAAUUUAGAAAAAGAAACUACCGGUGGCUAUUCUGGAAUGUGGCAUCGAGCUGAGCACUUUCUGCAGAGGUCUUAUUGUAUAAACAAGCUUGUUAACAUCUACGACAGCAUGCCCUUAAAAUACUCCAACAUUAUGAUUUCUCAGUUUGGUUUUCCAUAUGCCAAUCACAAAAGUAAAAUGUGAAAGUGAAGCAGACACAAAAACAAACCUCAGAACUGCUUGUUAUUUGAGUAUCUUCCUCGUGCUCUGGUUGGUCUUUUUAUUUAUUUCUUUUUAAGCAACAUCAGGAACUUUUUUUCUACUCCAGAAGUCUCUACAAAGGGGAAGAAUGCAUGGGGCUUCUAGGAUGUACAAUUUACAUGUGCUUCAAAACCCAAUAAGCUGAUAUUAUCCAGAUAGGUCUUGUGAUAAGUCUUCAUUCAUGGAUAUAAUUCCUUGGUCAAAGAAUUUUAUUGUUUACAUGCUCAGACUGUUCGACAGUUUUUUUUAAAUUGAAGUAUAGUUAAUUUACAGUGCCAUGAUAAUGCUCUACAAUUUUGUUUUUUGACUCCUGGCACUUUUCUUAAGGACCUUUAGCAAGCCGUUUCCAGGAUCAAAAUCUCCAGAGAAGUAUUUCUCAGCUUUUUCAUUCAAGGAUGAUUAUUUUCAUCUGAAGCCUGAAAUGCCUCUUUCUCAAAAGACUGUGGUGUAGGGUAAAGCCAUGUGAGGAGAGAAUAGUCUCAAUCCCAUAUAAAAACAAGUGGAGAUUUUGUGACUAUCAGGGUUUCUCUUCUGGUUCUUCCAACCAGCCCUUUCUAGGACUAGCUUGUCCCAGCAUGGUUUUGAUGCAACUAUCAGCGCUUUCUGUGGUUAAGUCUGUUGUGACUGGUUGGAUUAAUUUUAAUAGCUGAAUGAUGUCUAGUUGUUUGCUUGACUUUUGUGAGCAUUUACUGCAUGGAUCACAAAAAAGUGCAGCCUGUAUUUCUUAUAUGCAACUUCUAUGCAGCAAGGAGUUAAUGUGUUACUAGAUUCAGGUCCUGCAUUUUGGCACUGAAUCUGACUUUGAGAUUGUACAUUAAUUUUUAGAUUUUAUAUAAAAGAUGUAUUGUUUAAGAAACAUGCUUAAAGUAACUCUUCUGACAGAGUGAUUCAGUAAGACCAGGCAGAAAUUAAAACCCUUACUAUCUGAUGAUCUUUAUUGUUAUAAAAGCAUCAGUUAUCUCAUGGAUACUAAAAUGUUGUGUGUGUUACACACAAAGUCAGUCUCUUGGAUUCUGAAUUCCCCCUCCGAGCCCCUGCUGCCAAAAGAUUCAGAGAUCAUGAUGAAAUUUGAAUUACAUAGAUGUAGAAAAAAUAAAAGACCUGAGUCAUAGCAGAGAAAUUCCACAGGGAGCCUGCAUCAGUUCAUUGUUAAGUUGCCCACUCUCUGUUACAUGAAUUAGUAUCUGUUCCACACUGUCUGUGUUUGGUCCUUAAUUCACUACUGGUGGAAAGGAAUACUUAAUUAAGCCUCUUUCUGCCACAUUGUCCUCUUCCUAUUCCCCCUCCCUCUCCCAUAUUCCAUAAUGGUCUCAAAAUGGCACAGCUAUGAAAAUAAUCGUGGUUAGCGUUCCAACAAUGAGAUCUCUUGUACAGUUAGCUCCGUGUAUAUUGUUCCUUUACAUGGGCAUGUGUAUGUAUGUUACUGCCAUCUGAGAAAACCAGUAGAACUUGAAGCCUCACUAAAACUCUGUAGUGUUAAUUAUCUGCUUUGUCAAACCUUGAUAGUGAUUUUUUUUUUUUGCCUCUUGAGAUUGACAGAUAAAUAAAAUAAACUUUUACCAUCCAGA